AUGGCUACUUCGGCGCAGACCCCCCCGUCGCCCUCCGCCAGCUUCUAUGACCUUAGUGAUGAUGAAGAGGGCGAAUACAACACCAUCAGACACACAAGCAGUGGCAAGGGCGUAAAGCUACUGUACACCAAAAGCAAAGUCUAUGUCCACCCAUCGCCUUCUUCCAGAGACAAUAUCCCAGGCUUCGUAGCCCUCGUGCAGCAGAAGUCUGCCAAAAACUCCAACGAUGCACGCCCCGCCUCCUCGUCAUCUGCACGAAGCCUCAACGCGUCCUCGCUGCUGCUAGCCUGGGUUCCCGAGUCCAGCCUCGGGGACGCAUACGACACCUAUGUGAAAGUGGAUCUCUCAGACUCGUCAUCUCCACCAAAGCAGUCAUACCUCGUACCGCCACCGCCCACCACAUCGACACACAGUGUGACGCCCGGAUAUGCAUUUGCGCUGCCAGUCAGCGAAAUUUAUUCUUUACUGGUACGACCACCAAGUAUUGGAUGGUGGUUUGGAAGUGUGGUAGUCAAUACCAAGGCCGGCGACAGCUUCCCAGCAUUAUUCUUUCAUGACAGUGAAUGUCAGUCUACCAUCAUGCAGAGGAAGAAGCUGGCAAAGGAAAGUUUUGAUCCAUUUGGGGAUGGCGGAGGUAUGUUCUGGGGCGGCGAUGAGGUUUUGAGAUGGCUCAAGAGAUACGUCACCGUGGAACGAUCUGGAGCCGACCCUAGCAUCUACCUGAUUGACCCAACCGAAGAAGACAAGCGAUCCUUUGGCAAGGACGCUGUGAAACGAAGGAGCGCCGAAGGGAAAUCUGGUGAAGCUUCUUCCUCGCAGCAAGCGGGAAAGAGGGAUGGUGGCAUGGAUCCUGUUACCAAAGCGCUCAAAGAAGCAAGAUGGAAUUUCUUGGAGAAGCUGAGUCAGGUCACAACCUUCACCAGGAGGACGGCUCAAGCUGUGGCCGACAAUCCAAAGGUGCCGCCACAGGUGAGACGCCUCAUCCAGAAUCCAGAAGUUCAGACCCUACAAGAAGAGUUCGACAGCGCACGGCUAUAUUUGGCAAGGUGGGCUAUGGGCAUUGCCGAACAAAGCGAACGCGAUCGAAAUCAACGAAUAUGGACUGCAAAGGAUGUUCUGGCCAUGGAACAAGGCGAAUUGGGCGACUUUGAGAUUUUGGACAUGGAUAAGAUGACCAUGGCUGAUCGCCGGAAGCCUGUAACUUUAUCCGAGUGGAAAGGAUUUUUCGACACCAAAGGCCGAUUACAGCUGACCCCAGAUGAGGUCAAGGAUCGCAUCUUUCACGGUGGUCUGGAUCCGGACGAUGGCGUACGCAAGGAGGCGUGGUUGUUCCUGCUUGGAGUCUACGAGUGGGACAGCUCAGAGGAAGAACGACGCGCAAACAUCAACAGCCGACGAGACGAAUACAUCAGACUCAAGGGUGCAUGGUGGGAACGGAUGGUCGAAGGCAACCAGAACGAGGAGCAAGAAGAGUGGUGGAGGGAGCAGAAGAACAGGAUAGAAAAGGAUGUGCACCGAACCGAUCGCAAUAUUCCAAUCUUCGCAGGCGAAGAUAUUCCGCAUCCUGAGCCCGACUCGCCGUUUUCUGAUGUUGGCACCAAUGUCCAUCUUGAGCAGUUGAAGGACAUGCUUCUCACGUACAAUGAAUACAACAAAGACCUUGGCUACGUACAAGGCAUGAGUGAUCUACUUGCACCCAUCUAUGCAGUCAUGCAAGACGAUGCAGUCGCGUUCUGGGGUUUUGUCUGUUUCAUGGAUCGAAUGGAGCGAAACUUCCUGCGAAACCAGUCUGGUAUGCGCAUGCAACUCACCACACUGGACCACCUAGUUCAGAUCAUGGAUCCUAAGCUGUACCUCCAUCUCCAGUCUGCUGAAUCUACAAAUUUUUUCUUCUUCUUCCGAAUGUUACUUGUCUGGUACAAGCGAGAAUUCGAGUGGCCAGAUGUUCUACGGCUGUGGGAGUCAUUAUGGACCGAUUACUAUAGUAGUAACUUCCACAUCUUCAUUGCACUUGCUAUCCUGGAAAAGCAUCGAGAUAUAAUCAUGGCUCAUCUAAAGCACUUCGAUGAGGUGCUGAAAUAUGUAAACGAGCUCUCAGGCACCAUAGACCUCGAGUCAACUCUUGUCCGCGCCGAGUCCCUCUUUAAAAGGUUCCAGCGAACAGUUGAGACCAUCGAUAAGAAGGGCAACUUCCCAUCAGCACCACAAGCAAGGCAACGCAAACUAGCUGCUGCACUGGUGUCCGGACCAGGCUCAGGUCCUAGCACAAGCCCCAAGUCCUCCUCAUCGAAUGAACAAGGCGCCGCUUCAGGUACAGACAACGGCAAACAAGUAGGGGAAGAGCAGUCGGGUGAAGUGAAGGUCAUUAGUCCUGAAUUGCGUGCUCUACUUAGUAGGAAAAUAGAGAAGCUCGACAAGGAAACAGUCGUCGAGUAUGGUGGUGGCAUUGGCAAAUAG
Plenodomus lingam JN3 is the source of this 2457-nucleotide messenger RNA. RefSeq lists its product as uncharacterized. Gene Ontology annotation, molecular function: GTPase activator activity. The record is from RefSeq and is a predicted model, not a curated record. Gene Ontology annotation, biological process: activation of GTPase activity. Lineage: Eukaryota; Fungi; Ascomycota; Dothideomycetes; Pleosporales; Leptosphaeriaceae.